Molecule: messenger RNA, 714 nt
Organism: Trypanosoma cruzi
Lineage: Eukaryota; Euglenozoa; Kinetoplastea; Trypanosomatida; Trypanosomatidae
Product: mucin TcMUCII, putative
Exons: 1
Coding region: 1-714 (237 amino acids)
Source: RefSeq, a predicted model, not a curated record
AUGAUGAUGACGUGCCGUCUGCUGUGCGCCCUGUUGGUGCUUGCCCUGUGCUGCUGCCCGUCCGUGUGCGUGGCAGAGACUCCGGAGAUCACUGCUGAUGCUGAGGUCGAAGCUGAACCUACUGUAACCGCUACGGUCACAUUGUCCCCUGUACGAGACACUGAAACGAUUCAAGUUUCUGGUGCUAUUCCAAAGUCCGCCAGUCCAUCGAGCCUUCCACAAGAAAAAGCAUCACGAGGGGAUGGUGAGUCAGAGCCGCCAGGUCCGGGGUCCGUUGCAGAGCCGAGAAGAGGUGCCGGAGCGGGAAAACGUUUGACCGCUACGUCACCAAAACCAGAUGAGGCGGCUAGUGCGUUACAGACAAAAGGCAACAACGGUACGACAGGGUUACAAAGUGACACGAAUAAAUCCGCAGAAGAAACAGAUCAGGAAGCCGAAGUUCCCGCAGAGACGACAACAACGAAAACCACAACGACGACUACAACAACGACACCAACCACUUCCACAAAGGCACCAACGACAACUACCACGACAACCACGACCACCACUACAACACAUGCACCAAGUACUACGACUACAGAGGCGCCAACUGUGUCGACCACCCGCGCACCGUCACGUCUUCGCGAAAUCGACGGCAGCCUCAGCAGCUCUGCGUGGGUGUGUGCCCCGCUGGUGCUCGCCGCAUCCGCUCUGGCGUACACCACUGUGGGCUGA